Messenger RNA from Miscanthus lutarioriparius, 924 nucleotides. The record is from the annotation of a GenBank genome assembly. Lineage: Eukaryota; Viridiplantae; Streptophyta; Magnoliopsida; Poales; Poaceae.
AUGUGUGGUGGUGCGAUCCUCGCCGAGCUCAUACCGAGCACGCCGGCGCGCCGCGUCACGCCGGGCCACCUCUGGCCGGCGGCAAGCAAGGGCAAGCAGCAGCGGAGGGCCGACGACUACGAGGCGGCCUUCCGGGAGUUCGACGAGGAGGAGGAAGAGGUGGAGAGCAAGCCGGCGUUCGCGUUCAGCGCUUCCUCCGCCGCGACGACGAAGCUAAGGAGGCAGCAGCGCCAGGAGCUGGCCGCGCCGGCGCCGAGCAGGCGCCGCAAGGCCGCCCAGUACAAGGGCGUCCGCCGCCGCCCGUGGGGCAAGUGGGCGGCCGAGAUCCGCGACCCCGUCAAGGGCGUCCGCGUCUGGCUCGGCACCUUCCCCUCCGCCGAGGCCGCCGCGCUCGCCUACGACGCCGCCGCGCGCGACAUCCGCGGGGCCAGGGCCAAGCUCAACUUCCCCUCACCCGCCGACGCCGUCCAGAACAGCCGCAAGCGCGGCCGCGCCGCCGAGGUCGUCGACCUCGUCGCCGACGAGGAGGACGAGGCCAGCGAGAGCUCCGACUCCGGCGCGCUCCCGGACUUCUCGUGGCAGGGCGUGUCGGCGUACGAAGUGGAGCCCCCCGCGGCGCACCCCGCCCUGGAGGCCGCCGACCAGAGCAGCGGCGGCGCCAGCAAGCGCCAGAGGACCGAGCUGGAGAGCGCCGACGACGAGGCGUCGCCCCGGGCCUCCGACUCCGAGUCGGACGCCCUGUUCGACGCGUUCAUCUUCGGCGACCAGUUCGCCUACUUCAACGGCGGCGCCUACGAGUCCCUGGACAGCCUGUUCAGUGCGGACGCCGUGCAGGGCAGCAGCGCCGCCGUCGCGGCGGACGAGGGGAUGGGCCUGUGGAGCUUCGACGACGGCUGCCUCGUCGAGGACAACCUGUCGUUUUAA